Molecule: messenger RNA, 818 nt
Organism: Penicilliopsis zonata CBS 506.65
Lineage: Eukaryota; Fungi; Ascomycota; Eurotiomycetes; Eurotiales; Aspergillaceae
Exons: 3
Coding region: 236-670 (144 amino acids)
Source: RefSeq, a predicted model, not a curated record
AAGCUGGGCCGGGCCCCGAAAUAGCAGCUUGGCAUCUGACCGGCGCCGACGAUUCGUCAGCUGGCUUUUGCUAGCGUCUUGGCACGUCGAACUGGCCGGAGGGGGAAGGAGCUGCUUCUGGUCGCAAGUGGAAGUUUGGGUCUUGCGUCUGCCUCUGCCUGUCUUUCCCACGACGCUCGUCUCCUGCUCAUCUCAUCUCGUUUCCAGGGGACACGAGCCAGGAGACAGCGAGUGCAUGGCAGUUGAGCAUCUACUUAACUUGCUAGUAUCUACUCUUUCUCUCCUUUCCUCCUCGACUCAGAAUAAUUUCCGUUCUCUCCCGUUCUAUUUCUGUCGCUCUCCCUCUUCAAAGUGUCGUCACUGUGUCCACUGCCUACGGAGUACUACAUACGGCCACAAGGUCUGGAACUGGGUCCUACCACCGUGGACCCUGGCAAGCGAGGCCGUAAUAACAUUAACAACAAUAAUAAUAAUAAAGUACGGCGUCCACCACAAACCUGGUCCUGGUUGUUCUCACGUUCGCGACCUCACCUCGCCGCUCCUCACCCGUUGCGAAGAGGAUGGGCAGGAUGGAGAUUUCUUGACAAGAUCAAUUCUUUUUUUCUUUUUAUCCUUCCCCCCCCCCCCCCCCCCCCUGGUCACUCGUUAUCGAUUCUCGUCAGCUCGCUGACGUCCACUCCUUCAAAACAUUCCCCUCACAAUAACUACUGCCUGACUCGCUCUUUUUUCUGUCAAGGCAGAGGCGAAUCUCCUUUUUCUCCGUCGAUAUUCAUCAUCGCAUCGAUUGGGUCGUCUUUUUCCCGGGCUUGUCCAUUCUC